This is a messenger RNA of Penicillium brevicompactum, 636 nucleotides long. RefSeq lists its product as uncharacterized. Lineage: Eukaryota; Fungi; Ascomycota; Eurotiomycetes; Eurotiales; Aspergillaceae. The transcript has a single exon. The coding region runs from base 1 to 636 and encodes 211 amino acids. The record is from RefSeq and is a predicted model, not a curated record.
AUGAACGGAACUACUCAAGCUCCAAAGACACCCAAGCCAACUGCCUCUGUGCCCAUUGUGCAAAAUAAACGCUGGCCCCCAAUGGCGAACCGCAACGCCCUCCCUUAUAAGCUCACUCAUCUCUCCAAAGAGAAACUCGCCCGUGAAGCUACCGCUCCCGACCCAGACCUCCGCCGCUGCGUGGCUCACUUCCGCCUGCACUGCGGCUCCGUCAUGUGGACCGAGAACGAUAUGAAGUCUCGCAUCAGCUCAUUUGACUUUGAAGACACCGAUGACGAGGAUGAGAUGGAUGAUAUGAAGAAUGCCGAAUUGCCUGUGCUCAAGUCCAGGACGCCACCCGCCGAGUCGGAAGUCGAAAUCACCAAAGAAACGGAUUCCCCAACCCCGGAGCCCGUCGCGGUGGCGGCUGCCCAGGCUACUCAACCUUCCCCUGAACACUCCGAGCAUGGUUUUUUGGAGAAGGGUCGCAAUUGUCUUGAGGCGACCUCCAAACACCUCUGGACAGGGGGUCUUGCAUGGUUGGUCCCAUCGCGGGCUGAUCACGACCCUCGCUUUAUAAUUUCUCUCUUCACCACCUCACUUCUACAUUCGCCACUUUUGCGACCCUUCUCUUUCAGCCGAUCUACGAUACCAUGA